AUGCCCUGGAAGCCUCUCCCGUCCGUCGCGUUUGGCAUCGUGUCCUCCCCCUUCACCGCGACCGCCGAAGCAGAUCUCCCGCUCCAGAUUGGCGACCAUGUGUACAUCAUCGAGCAAGGCGGACGAACGAACGAAUGGUAUCGCGGAUACCUGGUCGCGCCGCCCUCGUUGUUGGCCGGCUUGACCAGCGAGCGCGGCCAGCAGCUCGAGCAUCGCGUCUUCUCGGGAAUCUUUCCUGCCAACUGUGUGCAAGUGCGAGAAUAUCUCGGCGAUGGCCAUGAGCUGCCGCCCGAAGCACCGGAUGAAGACGAAGAUGAGGAGGAGGAGGAGGAGGAGGCAAGCGAUGAGCGCGAGAGGCGGAGGAGCGAGGUGAUGCAUGCACGAAGAGCAAGCAGGCGACUGAGUCGUCGGAAGAGCUCGCGCAGUGGGAGGAAGAGAAAGUCGAAGCUGCUCAUGCCCGACGAGCCUGUUCCUCGUCUGCCGGAUGCUCCGAAGCCUCUUGCGCCCGUGCCGUUGCUGCGCGUCGGCGACGAGACGGGCCAGUCGGCGCAGGAGCCAUUAGUGGACGAGAUUGCGUCGUGCUUGCGGGAAUGGCACGACGCGAGACUGCACGAGAUGCUGCUUGCACGCGGCUACAGCCAACUGGCCACGAUGGAAGGUCUCAUCAAGCGCGUGGACAAUGCACGGAGUCUGAUUAUGCACGACGUUCUCACGCGGAAAGAGCUGGCGGAUGUGCGGGAGGACACGGUGUGGGAUCUGGUGGCCGGCAACAAGAUGCUCUGCGACGAGGUCAUCGUGAGAAGCGCGUCCGCGAAGGGGCGCAUAUUGACGGCCGAUGACUCGGUGAUUGAGAUGACCAAGUUGCAAGCGAACAUGAGCAUUCUGGAGCGGCCGCCCAAAGUGAAUGCCGACAAGCACAUGCUAUAUCACGUGCUGGCGGAGGUGCGCAACCUGGUGGUCGACCAUGCCAACGACCAGCCCGGCACGCUGCACAUGUGUCUGUUCACCAAGCAGGGUGGCGAGAAGGCGCGUCCCAUCAGCGAGAACUACGCCAUCUCCGUGCCUGUCCCGGUCGCGCCUUCCACUGCUGCGGAGGACCAGCCACGGACGCUGUUCGUGAAUCUGAGCGGGCAGGAUGUCGGCGUGGGCGCGGAACAACGAUCGCUCUACCUCGUGUUCAAGUUGCUGCGCGACGAGCCCGUGCGGCAGUCCAUCUACGGCCAAGGCAUCAACCACGCCAGCCACGCGCACGCGCACGCGCACGCGCACAAGCACAAGCCGUCCAUGUCCAUGCUCAGUCGCGGAGACAGCCAGCCCAACCCCCUGAACAGUAGUGCCAAGGGCCGACGGAGUGUAUUCGGCAGCCAACGGAGGUCCAAGAGCGACCAUGGCCGGUCCGAUUCCACUGCCAGUGCUCGGCCCGAGACCGGCCACUCCGACCGAUCGGGCCGACAGGGAAGCGCCCAUGGCCCUCCCGAGCGCCCGGCGUCGGCGUCUCGAGACAUGAAGAUGGUGCGGAGAUGCGUCGGGGUUGGCGCGGUCGACAUUACCACGCUCGCGCUCGCACAGAGCCGGUCCCCCUUCGAGACCGCGGUCACGCUAUGGACGCCAUCCGACAGGAACGACCAGGGCAGCGACUGGGCCCAUAUCAUCCAAGAACUGUCAAGGAGCGUGACGGGAGGCUAUGUCAGGAGCAGGACCGUCAAGCGGUGCGACGUCUUCGUCCAAGCCUUUGCCUCUGCCGACCUCGAGCGCCUGAUCCGCAAUACCCCCACGAUGCUCCACAACAUCUUGAUGACGCCCAAGCUUGGCUUCUCGGGAGUGCCGAGCGAGAAGCGGAGCGACAUCUACCUGACUCUGACGGACCCACGAAUGCCCCGCAAUGCCACCUUGGCACAUGCCAAAUUCGGCGCCGUGCCACUCAACCAACGCUGCCAGACGAGCCUCGCCAAUCUGCAGCUGACGUUGGAAGCACGAAGGGCCAACGGCGAGCGCAUCGACGGCUGCAUCUUCACUGCCGCCAACCAUCACGGCCACACAGCAUGGCGCACGACGGGCAUCGAACGCGGCGAAGCCUGGAACCAGACCAUUCGACUGGCCAUCCCGGCGGAAGAGCUUCCCGGCAGCCACGUUGUCAUGAGCAUCGCCGACUCUCCCAACUUUCCCUUCGCUUUGUCCUGGAUCCCCUUGUGGGAAAAUGAGGCGUUCGUGCGCGACGGUGAUCACCACGUCGCAUUGUACGUCUACGACGAGUACUCGUCGAGCAUCAUCGGAGGCAAAGGCGCCUACCUUGCUCUUCCGCCAUGGCACAACAAGCAGGACCCCGUGCAGCAGAAUGCAGCAGUAGUGACCGUCAGCACCUUUUUGUGCAGCACAGAGUACUCUCAGGACCCUUCGUUGCUGGGUGUGCUCCAUUGGCGGAACUAUCAUGGAUCAGAGCUGAUUGAAUUGCUGGAGAGAUUUCCUUUCGUGCCUGAGAUUGAGAUCGUGAAGCUGCUUCGCGAUGUCUUCUCUGCACUGUUCGAAAUCCUGCACGAGUACGAGGGACAGGAGAAGUACGAAGAUAUCAUCUUCUACAAUUUUGUCGUCAUCCUGCGUAUAGCCCGCGACAAGAGAUUUGAGCUCGGAGACAUCAUCAAGCAAUAUGCCACCACCAGACACACAUGGCCUGACGCUUCCAAAUGCCUGAUCGGCGCCUAUCAACGCCUUGUUGGCAAAUCCAUGGAUCCAGACUCUUCGCGCAAGCUCCGAGACACAUUCAAAGUCGGCGAUCAAAUCCUCAAGCUGGUAAUGGAGGUGAUGAGGCAGGAUCCAUCAGUGCAGCGAGAAAUCGAGCUCAAUGGUAUGCCGCGACCAGAACAGAUUGCAGAUGUCAGGGCUGAGUUGAAGAGACUCUUUGUCUCGAUCAUGUCCUUGCUGCGAAACCCCAUGCCAAUCUUACUGGGCACUCAGACUCUGCUCAUUCAGCGCUUCUCAUCUUGGUUGCCUGAAUUGACGCUGGUCAUGUCACCUAUGGAAGUCUUGGAGAUUGCCACAGACCUCUUGGACUCCUGUUCGCAUGCCAGAGGAAAGAUGAUUUUAUACCGACUCAUCGUCAUCAUCAAUUACAGCCAUCUCGACAUAUUCAAAGUGCCCGACGCCCGAACCUCCUUGGUUGCAAAAACAUUCCAUUGGCUCGAGCCCUAUUGGGGAUUCGUGCCAGAGCCAGACCAGCAAUGGCGAGACCAGGUCCGGCUAUGCUGCUCCGUCGUCGCGGCGCAAAUGGAGCAACUGCAAGAGGACAGCUGUCAGUACGUGCCCAAGCUUGCAGAGUCUUUUAGUGUCCUCAAGGAGCUUUCACGUCCCACGAAGCGAGUAUUCAGCAUGUUAUUUCCCACCAGCUAUCCAUUUCCCACCAAAAACACCACGGUCGACAUCGACGUGGAUGAGGCCAUGUUGGAGAUUUCUGCACUUCUGGCAGCAGCCUUGACUUCCGAGCAAAGGCUCUAUUUUGAUGCAAGUCUGGUUGAUGUCACGGGGACAUUACUCGAGGCAUUGAAGGUGGGACAAAGCAUCUUGUCGUGCGAAGCCUUUCCACGCAGUUGGCUGAGCUUGCUCGUCUCACACCACAAAUAUGGAAUGACUGCGCUCGAACGCAUUGAGGAAGUAUUGGUUGAAUCACUUCCAGAUGUGUACGCACCGGACGCCCACGAGGCUUUCGACUUCGACACAAACAUCUGGCGAGCGUACUUCAACACGCUUUUUGCAGCACUGGGAAGCCCGGCGCUCGCGAUGGAAACGUUCCCGGAGCAGAAGCGUCGUGCGGUAUGGAAGAUAGCAGGGGACGUCCGUGAGCUUGGCGCCGAUCUACUCAAGCGCAGCUGGGAAGCAAUAGGCUGGGAGACUGACGUGGAAACCAAGCGGCUGCACGGCUUCGAUCGCAUGGGCGGCUAUCAGGUGCAGUUCGUGCCUGAUCUCAUCGCCCCCAUCGUUGAACUCUGCCUUAGUGUACACGCGAGUCUUCGUGCCGUCUCUAUCGAGGUCUUACGAUCUAUGAUUGUAAGCGCUUGGCAAAUCGACCAAGACCUAUCCAUCAUCCAGACCGCUAUGAUUGACUGCUUGGACAAGCUUUGCCGAAAUAGGAGUGUCACGGAGACUGUGCUGCAAAAGACGUUUGUGCCGGAGAUGCUGGAGCAAUUCAAAGGCCUGCACAGCACCGCUGAGGACAGUCUAUACAAUGCCGUCCACGAGAUGUUUGGCAAGAUCGACAAUCUGCUGGUCAUGCUCGCGAGUGUGCACACCGGCAACAUGGCUGCGAACGACUCCACAAGACUUGUCGAUACGCUGCAUCUCAUGGAAUUCCUCCGCGAUGUUGACUCCGAGGAUGCUUACAUUCGCUACGUGCAUCAGCUGGCCGACAUGCAAACCACGUCUGGAAAUGCUGCAGAAGCUGGUUUGGCUUUGCAAAUGCAUGCUGACCGAUAUGAAUGGGAUCCAAACCAUAUGCUGCCUGAGAUGACAGAUCCGAAGAUGCCAGCGCAGUCUGCUUUUGAACGCAAGGAACAGCUUUACUUCCAAAUUUGCCAAAACUUCGAGAAGGGCCAGGCGUGGAAGAGAGCACUGACCGCAUACCGCGAGCUCGCUGUUGAGUACGAGCUGAAUACGUUCGACUUUGGCAAGCUCGCCCGCACCCAGCGUGCUAUUGCAGGCAUCCACGAGCGUAUCGCGCGAGGUGAACGGACCCAUCCUCGCUACUUCCGUGUGGUCUAUCUUGGGCUAGGCUUCCCAGCAACCCUUCGCGACAAGCACUUCAUCUUCGAAGGUUUGCCGACUGACCGGCUCGCCAUGUUCGAAGACCGCAUGCAACAGCUUCACCCCAGCGCUACCAUUCUCCGUGGCGGCCUCGAGGCAGAUGUCGAAGGACAGUUCCUCCAGAUCUAUGCCGUGAGUCCAAACAAAGACAUUGAACACAUGCUCUACCAGCGCACCAAGGUCUCACAGGCUGUGCGAGAAUACAACCUCAUCUCAAAUCCGCAACGCUUCGCGACCACAUCACGACAUCCUGCGCACGACAUCCCAAUCACGGAGCAAAUUGUGGAGAAGGUGAUUUACACUACGGCUGAAGAGUUCCCAACCAUUCUCCGACGCAGUGAAGUCGUCAAAAUCGAGACCGUCACGCUCCUGCCCAUUGAAGCUGCCAUCGAGCGCACAACGCGUAAGACGCAAGAACUUCUCGCCAUGGAGAAACGUAUCGCAAGUGGCGACGACGAGACCGACAUUGGCCGACUCACCGACGAUCUCAUGUCCUCUGUUGACCCAGACUCCGACAGCUCUGUCUCCCGAUACCGUGGCCUCCUACCUUCCAUCUCCGAUCUAGCCGACAACGCUUCAUCCGAAAUCACCCCAUCGAUCUACACCCGCGAAGACCAACCUCUAGACAACAUGCAAAACGCCCUCAAAGUCGCCCUCCUAGACCACACCCUCGCAAUCCGACGCUGUCUAGCUUUGUACAGGCGUCCAGCACUGCAAGCUACUCGCGCAGAACUUGUCCCACGCUUCGAAGCCACUUUCCAAGCAGAACUGACCCUCCUCUUCCCCACGAAACCGAACAUCGAAGACAUCACCCCUCGCGCCUCAAUCGAAGAGGUCAUCCAAGCUGCACCAGCCAAAGAAGACACGACAGCAACCACCGCAGGCGCUCCUCAAAACGAUGAGAACGGCAUCGCAGAUGAGAAACGUCAAGGUCGUCGACGAUCCAUCCCCUUCCUUCGCCGAGCGUCGUCAAGACAAGGACGUGGUACGGAGAAUGGAGUGAAUGGCGAUUCAUCCGGUCCAGCAGAGUCUCGAAAUGCUAGUAGGACACGAGAGAGGAGUUCUAGUCGACUUUCAUUUUUCAGGAGAGACUCGGAGCAGAAUCAUUCUGAGCGCAGAGACAGAAGUGGCAGUGAUGCUACGGCUUUGGGAAGUUCUACUGCUUUGGGAAGUUUGAGGAAGAGAUUGAGCUUUUUGAAUGGAAGCUCCCCGAAAGUGGAUGAGAAGCCCGGGGAUGUUUGGGAUGGGGAUCAGAAGAUUGGAUAGUGUGUGUGUGAUUGAGUAUGGAUCGAUCGUGUCAUGGGGUGUGCUUGGGAGAAAAUCGCGAGCGUCGCGUCAUUCAUUGUUCGAUACCCAUACCCAUAUUUUUUUUGCUCAAAAGCCUUUUCGAGUAUAUAUCUUCGAUACAUUGUACAAGUCUUGUAUUUUCCUGUGCA
Molecule: messenger RNA, 6227 nt
Organism: Pseudocercospora fijiensis CIRAD86
Lineage: Eukaryota; Fungi; Ascomycota; Dothideomycetes; Mycosphaerellales; Mycosphaerellaceae
Exons: 1
Coding region: 1-6057 (2018 amino acids)
Biological process (GO): small GTPase-mediated signal transduction
Cellular component (GO): cytoplasm; plasma membrane
Molecular function (GO): guanyl-nucleotide exchange factor activity; small GTPase binding
Source: RefSeq, a predicted model, not a curated record